AUGUCUACUUUUUACAUAGCUGUAAUAGAAAGGAAACAAAUAAGACAGCAUCCAGAAUUCUCUUCCAUGAUCUGCUUUUCUACUCCCCCCAAGAAGAAUAUCAAAGCCAAAGCAGCAGCAACAAGCAUGAGUGUGAAGGUCAUGGCUACAGUCCUGGCUGUGAUAUUAUGUGCUGCAAUUGUUCAAGGCUUCCCUAUGUUCAAAGGGGGACGGUGUCUUUGCAUAGGCCCUGGAGUAAAAGCAGUGAAAGUGGCAGAUAUUGAGAAAGUCUCUAUAAUUUACCCAACUAAUAACUGUGACAAAACAGAAGUGAUUAUCACCCUGAAAACAAAUAAAGGACAAAGAUGCCUAAAUCCCAAGUCAAAGCAAGCAAAAGCUAUUAUCAAGAAAAUUCAAAGAAAGAAUUCUUAA
Molecule: messenger RNA, 411 nt
Organism: Rangifer tarandus platyrhynchus (Svalbard reindeer)
Lineage: Eukaryota; Metazoa; Chordata; Mammalia; Artiodactyla; Cervidae
Source: the annotation of a GenBank genome assembly